AAAAGGUUCUCCUGUUUUAACAGAUGGGUACGAGAAAUCAGAAUGGCAUACUUGGCACUGGGAAACCGGAAAACGCAACAGGCACCGAACGCACCCCAAGGCAGUCUCUGGGGUCCCGCCUUCUCGCUGUUGCCUCCCCGCUUCUCCCCUCCCCUAGAAGGCGGUGCGACCUGCCUCCACUUCCCAAUGUUGGACCAGCCUUGGCACAUGGAAGGAGCGGCAGCUCUCCUGAUGCCAGCCAGCGAAGAGAGCGGUAGCCACAGGGGCAGGCUCCGGUUGGACGCUCUCGGCGCCUUUUUCGCUUCUCGCGCGGGACUCUGUCGGUGCCUGGACCCUGGGCUAUCCCCUCCGCUGUCCCAGGGGCUGCUGCCUGUCUUUUUCUCCGCUUCCUUUGUGUGCGUGAGGGAAGCUUAGGCGGUGGCAGCGGAGGAGGUGGAGUCGCUCGCUGCUUCGCUUGUCAAGGCUUAGCCGUUUAGGCGAAGGGAGGGGAAAAGGCGAGGGAAAAAUAACUGCUGGGGCGGCUCUAGUCACCGGGAAGCUUUUUAUUCCUCGGGCAGAGGGAAAGGAGCUGGACACAUCCAGGCACCCUGCCUUGGCCAGCUCCUCCUCCUCCUUGCCAAGCCUCAAAGGAACCCAAAUAAACCAGUUACAACAACACAUUAUUCGGACAAGGAACGAGCAAAGGCCAGGCAUCGCCUGCUGUUGUUGCUUUGCUCGACGCGGCUCCCGCACUUUGAAAUGGGUCGGGAGCGGCGGGGGCAGCCGAACAGCAGCAGAACCGCCUGGACUAGCCAUUAAGGAGGCCGAAGGGAAGAGGAUGGCCACAUCCAGCAACUCUAGUUUGUCUGGCUCCUCUGUUUCCUCGGAUGCUGAAGAAUAUCAACCACCAAUAUGGAAAUCAUACUUAUAUCAGUUGCAACAGGAAGCACCUCGUCCCAAGAGGAUCAUUUGUCCUCAUGAGGUGGAGAACAGACCAAAAUAUUAUGGAAGAGAAUUUCAUGGGAUCAUUUCUCGUGAGCAAGCCGAUGAAUUGCUUGGAGGAGUAGAGGGAGCAUAUAUUCUUAGAGAAAGUCAGCGACAACCUGGAUGCUACACUCUGGCCCUUAGAUUUGGGAAUCAGACCUUAAAUUACCGUCUUUUCUAUGAUGGAAAGCACUUUGUAGGGGAGAAGAGGUUUGAAUCAAUCCAUGAUUUGGUAACAGAUGGUUUAAUAACACUGUAUAUAGAGACCAAGGCUUCUGAAUAUAUUUCCAAAAUGACGACAAAUCCUAUUUAUGAGCACAUUGGAUAUGCUACUUUGCUUAGAGAAAAAGUAUCCCGUAGACUGAGUAGAUCAAAAACUGCAUCAAGAAAGGCUAGUGUAACGACAUGUGAAGAAAAUGCACCAGUUGAAAAGAUUACCUCCUUGAUCAGAAGAGCAGCACUGACCCAGAAUGACAACCAUUUCAACUAUGAAAAAGCACACAAUUUUAAGAUCCACACAUUCCGGGGUCCGCACUGGUGCGAAUACUGUGCCAAUUUCAUGUGGGGACUCAUUGCCCAGGGUGUAAGAUGUUCAGAUUGUGGAUUAAAUGUACACAAGCAAUGUUCAAAGUAUGUUCCCAAUGACUGCCAACCAGACCUUAAGAGAAUCAAGCGGGUCUAUUGCUGUGAUCUUACUACACUAGUCAAGGCCCACAAUGCACAGAGACCCAUGGUGGUGGACAUAUGCAUACGGGAAAUUGAAUCAAGAGGUUUGAAGUCAGAAGGCAUUUACAGAGUAUCAGGGUUCACUGAACACAUUGAAGAUGUCAAAAUGGCCUUUGAUCGAGAUGGUGACAAGGCAGAUGUGUCUGCUAAUAUAUAUCCUGACAUAAAUAUUAUUGCUGGCGCACUAAAGCUGUAUUUCAGAGAUUUACCAAUUCCUGUUAUCACUUAUGAUACUUACUCUAAGUUCAUAGAGGCAGCAAAAAUCUCCAAUGCUGAUGAAAGACUAGAAUCUAUCCAUGAAGUGUUAAUGUUACUUCCUGCUGCACAUUUUGAAACUCUUAGAUACCUGAUGAUUCAUCUUAAAAAGAUUACCAUGAAUGAAAAGGAAAACUUUAUGAAUGCUGAAAAUCUGGGAAUAGUGUUUGGACCUACUUUAAUGAGGCCCCCAGAAGAUAGCACUCUUGCUACACUCAAUGAUAUGCGGUACCAGAAGCUAAUUGUGCAGAUACUAAUAGAGAAUGAAGAUGUUUUGUUUUAGACAAACAAAGCUCUAAAUUUAUAACCAUCUGCAAUGAAAUUUAAAUUCAAAUAAAUCCUCAUGAAAAGAAUCGUG
Molecule: messenger RNA, 2302 nt
Organism: Notechis scutatus (mainland tiger snake)
Lineage: Eukaryota; Metazoa; Chordata; Lepidosauria; Squamata; Elapidae
Gene: CHN2
Product: chimerin 2
Biological process (GO): regulation of small GTPase mediated signal transduction; signal transduction; positive regulation of GTPase activity
Molecular function (GO): GTPase activator activity
Source: RefSeq, a predicted model, not a curated record